CAGCAGCAGGCUGCGGAUCAGGGAAGGAGUGGGGCAAGGCAGCAAGGACAGCCUGGCACAGGGUGGCACCUGUGUCCCUGGGCACAGCCCAACACAAUGCCAAGGACACGCCCUGAGUGCUGAGGAGGAAGCUCCCAAGAAACGGUCUAAGCAGAGGAUUGGGCAACAGUGCGAAGCUGAUAAAGCAGUGACGACAGCCUCUGACAGCAGGAGGGUUGUGGGUGGGGUGAGCAGCCCGAGACGUGGCAGCCCCCAGGGCCUUGGGCCGGGCCACUGCCCCUGUCCCCACCCAGUGCCCCGUGAGGGCAGCUUUUGUGUUGGGCUGACCAGAAGGGACACCAGCCCGUCUCACACCAGAUCCCCCCAAACCGCUGGAGAAAGGGCACGCUUUCCAAGGGCCCAGUGACUGCGUGCCAGGCUCCCUGCAGGUCCUGGGGACCCCACAUUGCAGCCCGUAGGAGCACACCCUGUGUCCUUGAGCCCUUGGUCCCCGAGGAUCGAGGGCUGGUUUGCCAACCCUCCCCCAGCCAUGGAGCCAGCCGGCCCGUGUGGCUGUGGAGGGCUCAGCCGCAGGCAUGAACCUUGACUAGAGACUGGGGGGCCAGGAGAGGCCCCAAGGUGGUCUCUGCUCAUAGGAGCCCUCUUGAUUCGAGGGCCACAGACAGGUGCCUCAGCUACCGAAAGACAAGCGCUUGGCGCCAGAGUGACAGUCAGUGAGUGGGGCGUUGGCCUUGUACACGACUGACCGGGUUCGCUCCCUGGCAUCCCAUAUGGUACCCUGAGCACCGUCGGGACUAAUUCCUGAGUGCAGAGCCAGGAGGAACCCCUGACCCAAAAAGGUAUGAUCCAAAAAGCCAAACAAGGGGCACAGCGGGGAGGGCGUUUGCCUUGCACACAGCCGACCUGGGCUCUGGCGGGUCGGAGGUGGGCAGCGGCCAUCAAGAGCACAUGCCUUUUCCAGGGGGUGGGGGAACCUCUUGGGCCACACCCAGCAUCCCAUAUAGUCCCUUGAGCACCACCAGGAGUAAUUCCUGAGUGCUUGAGCCAGGAGUGACCCCUGUGCAUUGCUGGGUGUGACCCAAAAAGAAAAAAAAAAGCCAAACAAAACAAAACAUAAACAAACAAACAAAAAAAAACAGACAAGGGCCUCUGGUGGCAGGCAGAGGUCUCAGGCCGCACCUGACCGUGCUGCGGGACCAGCGGUGGCCAGCACUACCCUCUCCCUGCCCUGUGGAAACCAGGAAACAGAGGGUCAGUGUUACGGAGGCUGGGCCUCCUCCUUCCACUCCUGUCCUGGGAAGCGCAUCGCCACCCACAUCUGGAAUUGGUGGGCAGCAGCCGUGAGAACAGCCAGUCUGGCCCGGGCGGGCGGCCCUCUGCCUCUGACCUGGCCCUGCUUAGCGUGAAGCACGGGACAGAGAUCGUCGGAAGCUUCCCUUUCCUCUCUGUCCACCAUGAUGGCACCCAAGGCCUCGCCACUGCAGGCCUAGACUCCAGUGCCAGCUCUAACCCCGCCUCAUUAACACCAGAAGAAACCCCCAACAGCACCCGCACACGGCCUGGACACUGGGUGUGGCCACAGGCAGUGGGGGACGUCUGUCCGGACCGGCAGAGGGCCUUGUCCUGAGGCUCCAGCUGUGACAGCACCUCAGGAGGCCCAGCAGGGAGCACCCCCCUUCUUCCUGCGAGCCCCCACUCCUGCAAAACAGCCUGGGAGACAGCGCAGGAGCGAGGCUCCCGGAAUCGGCCUUGAGGAAGAGAAUGGACCCAGGGGACCCCAGCAGCCCUGGCCUGGCCACCGAGCCUGCCGGGGACCCUGCCUCUGAGUGUCCUCUCAGGGGCCGGGACCCCCGCCCGUGUCUGCAGCAGCCCCUGCACUCGCUGUGUCUCUCUGGAAACCAGCAGCAGGAGGAGGCCUGGCAGGUCUUUGCUGCCCUGGACGACCCUCGGGUGCAGCUGCUGGACCUGCUGGAAGGCAGGAAGCGCUGGCGCUCCAAGAGCUCCUCCCCGGAGGCCUGGAUCACCCGCGAGCUUCAGCACUGGCUGCAGGCAGCACCCCCGGCUGGGGCCCACCUUGCCCAGGGGGAUGCAGAGUUGACUCAGCUGCAGGCCCGGGCCUGCUGCCUGAUCAUUGACAGCCCCCCAGGCCUGGUGGAGCCCCUGGUCAGCAUCUUCGAGCUGCAGGACACAGCACAGAGACCCCUGCUGGGCCACAUACAGCGCCUGCAGCAGGAGGGCAAGUUCAAGGAGGCUGUGCUGUUGGGCAUGAAGCUGAAGCUGCAGCCGGAACUGGAUGUGGAGAAGAUGAGCGUGCCCCUGCUGCUCCAGAACGACCUGAACCUCGUGGAGCGCUACGUGGCCGGCUUCCCGGAGCUGCAGCGCCGGCUGCUGGGCCUCAUGGACUCCUGGUGCCGUCCGGGCUUCAAGAUCGGUGUGGUGGCGAGUAGACAGUACCCACACGUGGCCUGCCAGAAACUGGAGCGGCUGAACCCCAGAGAGCUGAGCCGGCAGGUGCUGCGCCUCCAGAAGCACUAUGGCCUGGACCCGGCUCUGUGCCCUCACGCGGUCACCCAGCGGCGCCUGGCUGCUCUUCGCUACCUGUGUCACAAGCGGUUUGUAGAGGGAAGCCUGUCUCAGGAGGACUGGGUGGACUUUGUGCAGGACCUGGUGGGCCAGAGCGAGUGGCUGCAGAAGCAGCUGCUCCGACAGCUGGAUGUCCACAACGACGCAGCCACCGUGGCCCGCUGUGCCCUGGACCUCUCGCUGCCCGUCACGUGCCUGCCCGCGGCCGUGGCUGCAGAGCUGGGCCGGCUCCAGCUGGACGAGAGGACAGUGGAGGUGGCCUUGGAGGACCAGAAGGACGACUUCUACCAGCUCCCUAUACCCAGAGGCGCCAUCCACGUGCUGGCCUCCUCCGAGGACCUGGGCCAGCAUGAGGCCCGGCUACUGCAGCCUGGCCAGGUGGUUGGCGUGGACCUGGAGUGGAGGCCUUUCUUCGGAGUGGGGGACCGGCCCAGGCCGUCGCUCAUGCAGGUGGCCGUGGACGGUCACGUGUUCCUGCUGGACCUGCUGCGGCUCUGGCAGCCGCCGGGGGGGCCAGGGGCCCAGGCCUUCUGCCAGCUGGUGUCCCGGCUGCUCUCGGACCCCUCCAUCACCAAGCUGGGCUACGAGCUGGCGGGAGACCUGCGCAGACUGGGCGCUCUUGACCCCAGCUUGGCCCACGCCGCCAGGCAGCUCCGGGGGGCCGUGGACCUGCAGCUGGUGCACCAGCAGAUGCGGGAGAGAGAGAAACCCAAUGCGGAGGUUCCCGGCGGGCCGAGGGGCCUCAGCCUCCUGGUCCAGCAGGUGCUCGGGAAGCCCCUGGACAAGGCCCAGCAGAUUUCCAACUGGGACCGGCGGCCGCUGAGCGAGGGGCAGCGGGUCUACGCAGCGGCUGACGUCUACAGCCUGCUGGAGGUGUACCGGGAGCUGGCGGGGGACCUGGCCUCGAACCCCGGACCAGGGAGCAGGGAGAGCCACGCCCCACAGGAGGCCUCAGCCCUGCCCCCACAGGAGCCGGCGGCUGCGGCCCAGCCCGCGACCCCCGAAGUGCCGGUCCGCGCCUUCCGCGUGGUCUGCGACAACAUGCUGGGGGGCCUGGCGCGCUGCCUCCGCUGUCUGGGCGCCGACGUGACCGUGCUGGGCGCCCGCGACGGCCACCGCCGGGCGGCCGAGGUGGCCCUCCAGGAGGAAAGGAUCAUCCUGACAUCCGGGCAGCCUUACCACCAGCUGCGGUCGCUGGUGGGCCCUGGCCGCUGCCUCGCUGUGGACUGUUCCCUCAAGGCCCGGCAGCAGGCGGCCGCCGUGCUCAGGCACUUCCGUGUGCGCGUGACCCCCUCGGACAUCUUCCACCGCUGUCAGGCCUGUAACUCUGACCAGUACCUGAAGAUCUCCCGGGAGACCAUGGAGCAGCUGGUGGGACCGAGCCCCGGCCGCGCAGGGGAUGAGACCACCCAGAGAGAGGAGCCAGGCUCGACCCCAGAGGAGGCCCCGGGGGGCUACACCUACGACCCGCCGUGCCCCUGGCUGGAGCUGUCGGACCUGCGGAGCCGCACGCCGGCCACGCUGCCCAGCGGCGCCCGCCUGCAGCUGGCCGCCGUGCCCGCCGCCGUGCUGCGCAGGACGGACCUGCGCCGUUUCUUCUGCUGCGCCGGCUGCGGCAAAGUGUUCUGGGAGGGCUCGCACCUGGGCCGCGUGCUGGCCAGCCUCCACCAGCUGCUGGACGACGCCCCUGCCCAGUAAACGUGGGACGCCC
Molecule: messenger RNA, 4294 nt
Organism: Sorex araneus (European shrew)
Lineage: Eukaryota; Metazoa; Chordata; Mammalia; Eulipotyphla; Soricidae
Gene: EXD3
Product: exonuclease 3'-5' domain containing 3
Exons: 22
Coding region: 1762-4281 (839 amino acids)
Biological process (GO): nucleobase-containing compound metabolic process
Molecular function (GO): 3'-5' exonuclease activity; nucleic acid binding
Source: RefSeq, a predicted model, not a curated record